Paramecium tetraurelia is the source of this 1422-nucleotide messenger RNA. RefSeq lists its product as uncharacterized. Lineage: Eukaryota; Ciliophora; Oligohymenophorea; Peniculida; Parameciidae. The record is from RefSeq and is a predicted model, not a curated record. The transcript has 3 exons. Gene Ontology annotation, molecular function: ATP binding; protein serine/threonine kinase activity. Gene Ontology annotation, biological process: protein phosphorylation.
AUGUUUGAGACUGAUAUCCCUAAUGAGGAAAAUCUGAAAAGCCCGAUAUCAAGUAUAAAGCCAAAAUUCAGAUCAAUUCAUAAAACUCAAGAUGACAAUGAUGAAGUAAAUGAAAAUAUCUAAAAUGCACAACAUCAAUUAGAACUGUCCAGAUCAUUGAAUGUUAAAGAUGUUAUUGGUGUAAUCAGAGUAUAGACGAAAAUAAAUAGAUGGGUUGGUAUUUAGAUUAGGCAUCCUUAUAUAACAUGUGGAUGGUUACUAUCUGAAGUAAUACGUAAAUUUAGUCAAUUGGAAUUAAACUAUGAUCCCUUUGAUAUUGUUGGAUUUACAACCCAUAACAUUCACUUAGAUUACCAAUUAAGUUGCUUACAUUUAAUUUUACCAAACUUAAAUGGGACAUUGCUUGUUCCAUUAAUAAGAAAAGGAUUGAAAGAACCAAUUAAUAUAGAGUGGUUUGAAAUAAUAAAAAAAAUAGGAGCUGGUAGUUUUUCUGUUGUGUAUUUGGUUAGAAAUAAGGAAAAUGGAUAAUUUUAUGCCAUGAAGGUUACAGAUAAACAAUUGAUGAUGGAAAACAAAAAGGAGGAAUUAAUUAUUAAUGAGAAAGAGAUUCUUAUUUAAUUGAAUCACAGAAGAAUUAUUAAUUUGCAUGCCUCAUUUUAGUCUAAAACCAAAUUAUAUUUUGUAUUCGAUUAUUGUCCUGGUGGUGAAUUAUUUUAUCAUUUGAGAAAUUAGAAAAGAUUUAACGAGGAGUAAGCUAAAUGGCUAUUUUUAUAAAUAGUAGAUGGCAUUCAAUAUCUGCAUUCUAAGAAUAUUAUCUAUAGAGACUUAAAACCAGAGAAUAUUUUAAUAGAUUUGGAUGGUUAUCCAAAAUUAGUGGAUUUUGGAUUGAGUAAAAUUGUUGAGGAUCAAGAAGAUCUAAAUUUUUCAUUCUGUGGAUCUUUAGAGUAUAUGGCCCCUGAGAUGCUAGAAUUGAAGGGACAUAACUACUCAUUAGAUUAUUAUCAAUUAGGCAUCUUACUGUAUGAGAUGGUUGCUGGGAUUCCUCCUUUUUUUGCCAAAACUAGACAAGAGAUGGUGAAAAAUAUUUUGACAAAAAAAAUCAAUUUUCCUAGUUUCUUUUCAAAAAAUUUAGUUGAUCUAAUUUCUAAUUUAUGCAAUAAAAAUGUUGAAGAGAGAUUAUGUGGAAAAAAAAUCUUAUAACAUCCUUGGGUUUCGGGGUUCAUUAAGAAGAUGCCAAUCAAGUACAAACUAGACUGUUUCCACAUUGAUAAGUUAUUUAUCACCUAAUAGUCUUUGAACAUUGAGAGUGGACCCAGAUGCAUAGUUGAAGAAUAUAAUCUGUAGACAAUGUCACAAUCGGUUAAAGAUGAGGAAUGGCACUCUUUCGAAAAAUUUUAAACUUUUUACUACAAAAAACAAUGA